AGGCCCGUGUAUAAAUUAAAAGGUUAUUCAAGCUCCAACCAGUAUAGUCCCUCAGUCAUUCAGUCAUUCGGGCCGAGACCAGACUUGAGCCCGAGUCCGAGUCCGAGUCCUGGUCGUCCAUCCAUCCAACCAUCCCACCGAUAUAAAUAGACAAAAAAAUAAAACUUUCACCCAACCCCAAUCUCGACUUUCCAACCAUCCCCCCAAACACCAUCACACCACCACACAUCCCUCAAAUGGCUCCCAACUUGGACCUGGAGCGUGUCCGGCAGCAAAUCGUCUUGGCCAACAUCCAGGAGCUCCUCCAGAAGAUGACUCGGCGCUGCUUCAGUAAAUGUGUCGGUGUUCCGGGCCGUGAGCUGCGAUCCGAGGAACGGGACUGUUUGGGCAACUGCAUGGAUCGGUUUCUGGAUUCGGUCCAAGUGGUGUCGCGGCAGUACUUUCGUCGCCGUCGCCGGCAGCAUCCGCAGCAACAGCCGCUCCGUCCCAACCGAUCAACUACCCCGGAAUCCGGAGCAGCCAGGUCGUCCUCCGCACCAGCAACUGCAACCACAACCGCAUCCCCAUCAGCAUCGUCAUCGUCAUCGUUAUCGUCAUCGGCACCCACACCCCCAUCCGCUUGUAAUUCCUCGAGCUCAUACGUACCACCCGAUAGGAAGGGCAAGUCCUCGCCAAUCCCCACAUCCCAGUGCUCGGAGUAGAUGUCUAGUAGUAGGCGUCGUUUCUAUAAUGUCCUCUGUGAAGGCCACUUAACCGCUCCGACAGAAAUGGUCACCCUUUCUAAAAAGGAGAGCCCGAGCCGCAAAGUGGCAGUGCAACUACGUGUAUGUGAGGCCCUCCGACAGUUGGUCGCAUUUAAAUCCCAGUAGAAUCGUGGAAUGUGAAGUCCAUAGAGUGUAGAGAGCUUUUUCUUUCAAACAAAUAUAAAAUUCAAGGCUA
Drosophila ananassae is the source of this 939-nucleotide messenger RNA. RefSeq lists its product as uncharacterized. Lineage: Eukaryota; Metazoa; Arthropoda; Insecta; Diptera; Drosophilidae. The record is from RefSeq and is a predicted model, not a curated record. The transcript has a single exon. The coding region runs from base 237 to 701 and encodes 154 amino acids.